Anopheles bellator is the source of this 1815-nucleotide messenger RNA. RefSeq names its product Bardet-Biedl syndrome 1 protein homolog (gene BBS1). NCBI's taxonomy places the organism in Eukaryota, Metazoa, Arthropoda, Insecta, Diptera, Culicidae. Gene Ontology annotation, cellular component: axoneme; centrosome; BBSome. The transcript has 4 exons. The record is from RefSeq and is a predicted model, not a curated record. Gene Ontology annotation, biological process: protein localization to cilium; non-motile cilium assembly. Gene Ontology annotation, molecular function: smoothened binding; patched binding. The coding region runs from base 1 to 1815 and encodes 604 amino acids.
AUGUUUCUGUGCAAACCGAAACCGACGGACAAGUGGCUGGAUGCGCAGUGCGAUGGGACCGCGGCGCUCCACACGCUGCCCGCCUGUAUGACGCUGUGUGAUCUGAAGAACGACAACUACUACCAACUGGUGGUGGUCGAUGUGCCGCUGUUCGAUUUUGACGCCAAACCGAAGCUGAAGGUGUACAAGGGUACGAACCUGACCAGCGAGCAGCAUCUGCCCGGGAUCCCGUGCGCGGUCGAGAGUUUCUACAUUACGGACCAGGAACCGCGGACACCGAUCAUUGCAGUGGCCGUUGAGUCGUCCGUGCUGUUCUACCGCAACAUGAAGCCGUACUACAAGUACACUAUCCCGGGCAUGUCGGUGGAACCGCUCGAGGUGGACGUUUGGAGUAAGCUACCGUACGAGCGCGGAGAUGCGCUCGAUGCACUCGUGGACACGCUGCGUACGAUCGAACCCUCGCAGAUGACGCUGCAAAGCCAGGAGCUCCUGGCUCUGCCCGAGGCUGAGCGCGGUGCGUACAUUCAGGGCAACGCCGAGCGGAAACUGGAGAGGAUUUCGAUCGUGACGGCGAUGACGACGAUCAAGCGGGCUUCGGUCGAUCCGAAGGCUCCCUCCUGUCUGAUACUGGCUACCGAGUCCGGCGAGAUCCUGCUGCUCGACACGCAAGCUUUUCUGGUGCUAGCGCAAGCCAAGUGUGGCCCGUUCCGGGGCACCCCGAGUUUGCUGUCGGCCAGUGGCCAGUACGACAUCGACUACCGGGUGGUGAUAGCGACCCGCGAAGGCUCGCUGUGCUUCCUGCGCAAGGGAUGGCUCGCGGCGCAGGACAUCGUGAAGUUGGAGGCCCCGGCGGCCGGUCUGUCCCUGUUGCCCAUCGAUCAGACGAUCGUGGUGGUGUGCAUGAACCGGGCACUCGGGUGCUACUCGAAGAAGGGUAAAAAGUUGUGGCGCGUAAAGCUCCCCCAUCCGGCCAUCUGCAUGGUGCCCGUUUGUCUGCCCCAUCUCGGCAUCAAUCUGGUGUGUGUCGCCCUGCAGGGUGGCCUGGUGCAGUUCUACAGCCAGAAGCGACUGGUCGAUCAGUUCUACGCGCCCGAGUCGGUGGCAGCCCUCAGCUUCGGCCGGCUGGGUCAGGAAGAGCAUGUCCUUGUGCUGGUCACCAUCGAGGGUUCACUGAUCGUGAAGAUCCUCAAGCGGACCGCCGAAUUUGCGACCACCGAGAACAUCUACGACGUGCAGAGUGGCGAGGAACCGCCCCCGGGACCGCUGCAGAUACCGAAGAAGACGAAGGUGUUCGUGGAGCAAACGCUCCGCGAGAAGGCACACGCGGCCACGAUUCACGGUUCGUUUCAGUCGGAACUGUGGCGGAUGCGGCUAACGACGGCUCGGGCCAUCAUCGACGUGAUCAAUUCGGCCGACAGCCACAUGUCGACGGUGGACGUCGGUGUGGCCCCACUCAAGCUGGCGGCCGAAGUGCUUGGGCUGGGGCCGGUCUUUAAGCUUUUCCUGGUGCUGGAGAACAUCUCCACCCGCACGGAAGCGACCGGUCUGCAGGUAUUGAUUCAGGCGGAUCAUCGCCAUUACCGGAUCGAGCGUCCGUAUCUUCCGCUGCCGAUGCUCGUUCCGGGCGCCCCGAUCCGGCUGGACUUCCGGGUCACGGUGUCGGUUGAUCCGAGCGAUGGUCUUCCGCCGGUCGAUUUGACACCGGAAGCCUCGUAUCUGAAGGUGCUCGUUUUCAAAGCCGGACAGAAAAAACCGCUAAUCGCUUCGACGGUCGUGAUGCCGCAACCGGAACCGCAGACGCUACCUUCCGGCUGA